Mastomys coucha (southern multimammate mouse) is the source of this 7044-nucleotide messenger RNA. RefSeq names its product AKT serine/threonine kinase 3 (gene Akt3). The transcript is spliced from 15 exons. Gene Ontology annotation, biological process: protein phosphorylation. NCBI's taxonomy places the organism in Eukaryota, Metazoa, Chordata, Mammalia, Rodentia, Muridae. Gene Ontology annotation, molecular function: ATP binding; protein serine/threonine kinase activity. The coding region runs from base 499 to 1755 and encodes 418 amino acids. The record is from RefSeq and is a predicted model, not a curated record.
CCCCGAGUCGCCCCCUCUCCUCCCCCCGACCCCCCCGCUCCAUCCUCCGCCACCGCCCGAGCAGCUGCGGGGCCGCCGCCGCCGCCGCCUUUGCAGGCUGAGUCAUCACUAGAGAGUGGGAAGGGCGGCAGCAGCAGCAGCAGCAGCAGCAGCAGCAGCAGCAGCAGCAGCAGCAGCAAAGAAUCCAAACUAAAACUAAAGCUGACCUGCAAAGCACCCUUUCUCCAAGUUGGGGGCUCAGAGGGGAGCCAUCAUGAGCGAUGUUACCAUUGUGAAAGAAGGCUGGGUUCAGAAGAGGGAGUCCUCUUUGGUGGAACCUACAGGCGGAGAGGAAGCACAGGAUUCAUAAGAUGGCGGGCGGGAGAAUAUAUAAAAAAUUGGAGGCCAAGAUACUUCCUUCUGAAGACAGAUGGAUCAUUCAUAGGCUACAAGGAGAAACCUCAGGAUGUGGACUUACCUUAUCCCCUCAACAACUUCUCAGUGGCAAAAUGUCAGUUAAUGAAAACAGAACGACCAAAGCCAAAUACAUUUAUUAUCAGAUGUCUUCAGUGGACCACUGUUAUAGAGAGAACAUUUCAUGUAGAUACACCAGAAGAGAGAGAAGAAUGGACAGAAGCUAUCCAAGCCGUAGCCGACCGACUGCAGAGGCAAGAAGAGGAGAGGAUGAAUUGUAGUCCAACCUCACAGAUUGAUAAUAUAGGAGAGGAAGAGAUGGAUGCAUCCACAACCCAUCAUAAAAGAAAGACAAUGAACGAUUUUGACUAUUUGAAACUACUAGGUAAAGGCACAUUUGGGAAAGUGAUUUUGGUUCGAGAGAAGGCAAGUGGAAAAUACUAUGCUAUGAAGAUUCUGAAGAAAGAAGUCAUUAUUGCAAAGGAUGAAGUGGCUCACACUCUUACUGAAAGCAGAGUGCUAAAGAACACCAGGCAUCCGUUUCUAACAUCCUUGAAAUAUUCCUUCCAGACAAAAGACCGUUUGUGUUUUGUGAUGGAAUAUGUUAAUGGAGGAGAGCUGUUUUUCCAUUUGUCGAGAGAGCGGGUGUUCUCUGAGGACCGAACACGUUUCUAUGGUGCAGAAAUUGUCUCUGCUUUGGACUAUCUACAUUCUGGAAAGAUUGUGUACCGUGAUCUCAAGUUGGAGAACUUGAUGCUAGAUAAGGAUGGCCAUAUAAAGAUUACGGAUUUUGGACUUUGCAAAGAAGGGAUCACAGAUGCAGCUACCAUGAAGACUUUCUGUGGUACACCAGAGUAUCUGGCGCCAGAGGUAUUAGAAGAUAAUGACUAUGGCCGAGCCGUGGACUGGUGGGGCCUAGGUGUUGUCAUGUAUGAAAUGAUGUGUGGGAGGUUACCUUUCUACAACCAGGAUCAUGAGAAACUCUUUGAAUUAAUACUAAUGGAAGACAUUAAAUUCCCCCGAACACUCUCUUCAGAUGCAAAAUCAUUGCUUUCAGGGCUCUUGAUAAAGGAUCCAAAUAAACGCCUUGGUGGAGGGCCAGAUGAUGCAAAAGAAAUCAUGAGGCAUAGUUUUUUUUCUGGAGUAAACUGGCAAGAUGUAUACGACAAAAAGCUUGUACCUCCUUUUAAGCCUCAAGUAACAUCUGAAACAGACACCAGAUAUUUUGAUGAAGAAUUUACAGCUCAGACUAUUACAAUAACACCACCUGAGAAGUAUGACGACGAUGGCAUGGAUGGCAUGGACAACGAGCGGCGGCCACACUUUCCUCAGUUCUCCUACUCAGCAAGUGGACGGGAAUAAGUCCCUUUCAGUCUCUACACUGUCAUCUUAGACUCGGCCACCGAGAAUGAUCCUGGACAUCUCCACCAGUCCUCGCUCUUACAGUUAGCAGGGCACCUUCUGACAUCCCUGACCAGCCAGGGUCUUCACCCUCACCACCUCUCACCACAUGAAACCAUAUACACAGACACUCCAGUUUUGUUUUUGCAUGAAAUUGUAUCUCAGUCCAAGGUCCCAUGCUGUUGCUGCUACUGUCUUACUAUCAUAGCAACCUUCAGAAGGAAUUCUACAAUCUUUGGGAGUCAUGAGCCCAUCGUUCAUUUGUGCAUCAAGUGUCAUCUGCUUUUGGUUUUUGGUUUUCCCUAGCAGUGAAGGCUGAAUGAGACACACUGAUUCUAGGUACAUUUUUAACUUUCUAGGAGAUAAAUCAAGAACUAAUUAGACUAAGAAGAUUUAGUUUAUAUUUCUGAACAAGCAGUUGUUGAAGGGUGGUGGUGUGUGUAUGUAAGAGUUUAGCAACGCAUGUCUGACCAGCACAUGAAGUGUGUAUCACUGACAUUUGGCUGGAAAUCCUUAGGAAACAUUGAGAGGACUGAAGGGCCAAUGAGAUACACAUGUUUCUUAAUUCCUGCUGGCUAUUGUGGAAGAAGCCCAGAUUUCAAGAGCAAAUGGACAUUGUUUCAACCAAGUCCUGAAGGUGCAGAGUCACCGAGAGUCUUAGGACCUACUUUGUACCAGAGAGUAUUUCCCCUGGGCUUGGCAACCUUUUCCCUUUCUUGAUAUUUAUCACCUCUGAUGGCUGAAGAAUGUAGACAGUAUAAUGAUCCUGCUGUCGCCAAAUCUAUACACCAAGGUGAACAGGUGUUUGCCUUACCAGUUCUGAAGUUUUUACUUUCAGUUAUAGGUAAAUUAGCUUUUUCUCAGAUGUUAAAACUUUGAAUGUCCUUUAUGGUUUUGUUUAUAUUACAGUAGUAUUUAUUUUUUAGUGAUAAGAAUUGUGUUGUCAUGUUAGCAAGCGCAGCUCCAAUUCACAGGUCAUUGCCUGCGUUUUCUUUUGACCCAUAUGCAAGGAAUGUACACACCUAUUAGAAUCAUGCACUUUUUCUCCUAUGUUAAAAAUAAUGGUAAGGCUCUGGGACUGUAUCUGUUGGUUAGAAUCUGGUUAGAAUCUUUGGGAGAAGAGAUGCUGUAAUUUAACCCCUUGGAGCUGAAAUGAGAAAAUCCCCAACACCAGUGCCAAGGGCGUGGUGGGGCAAAUGGAUGUUGAUGGUGGUUCAUGUGAGUGGGUGUGAGAGGAUAGCCUGGCAUAAAGUAAUGGAGAAAGCUGAGACCCAGUGAUGAGAAGUGAACUCUGCUCGGCAAAAUGAACACAUCACAAACAUUCCCACAGUAGGAAGUAAAGGAUAAGACGCUGAUGUGUUUCUUCUUAUCAAGGUACAUUCAUUACUGAAUCAAGCCAUCAGGGAAAACAACAAAACAAACACCUCUAGCUUUUAUUUUUCUGUACAUACUCAUGUCUCCCAACCCAAACAUUUCUCACUGAGAGGGGACAUGUAUGCAAACCUCAUUUUUCUCCUUCAUUAAUGAUGAUCUUCAGAUUAAACCCUUUGGUGCUAGGAGCUGACACUUUCCAAAGCAGACUAUGAAGUCCAAGGAUCAAAGCCUAUCUUGCAGCAAGCAAGAGGGAACUGCUCCAAGGAGUGAUCGUGGAACUGGAUUCCAGUUACUACCUGACAGCUCCCAAAUGGAAGACUACAGUGUGACAGUGUUACUGCAUUGUCUUUUGAGUAGGAGGUCGUGUUCUCAUGCAGGUGUCUUGGCCUCUAGGCUCAGACUUAGGGAAGCAGAGCCGCUGCUGGCAGUGGCUGGCCGCUGGGACUGCUGGGUGUUAAGGGCCUUUUCCUGAGGCAGCUAAGACAGACGUAGACUUUGUCCUAAGUUUUCAUGUUUCUACCUGGGUGAGUUUACCCUUAGUAGGAAGUAGGAAGUUAAACAGAUGUACAUUCUUAUAUCUGCAGCCUUCUUUCUUCCACCAUAGAAGUAUGUUGAAUGUUUCACAUCGACAAGAAAGUAGAUUAGAGGGUAUGUCCUUUAAGUUUCUUUGCAUCCAUUCUGUAAGAAAGAAGUAGGAGAGGAAGAAAAGCAAGCUGAGCCUGGCUGAUGUGCAGAGCAUUUACUCCCUCCGGGAGCACACUGUACACUAAGCACACAGCUGCUUUUGUUUGUCUCUCCUUCCAAGUCUUAGGGUAAUUUCAUGACCUUGGCCAAGGAUACUUUGUGAAGAUUAAUGAGGGGACAUUGACAAUGCCUCAGGCUGGCCACUCCUCACACCUGGCCCUUGGUCCACAGCCAUUCAAGGGUUACUCAUCCCAUCCUUGACUCCCUGAGUGUCACCGCAGGUGGGUUCAAGAAUUCUUCCCUUACACCCUCCACCAGAUGUCAGUGAACCGGCGGAGGUAGAUCAGAGGUGUGGAGAGGGGACUCUAAAAUCUUAUGUCGCCUAGACCUACGGCUUAGGGUUCUGGCAGUUGAAAUGGCCUGAAACCUGGCAUCGUCAUGUCCGGAUGCAGCUCUAGCUUUGUGAGUCCAGCUCCUACCAACUCCACCUUGACCCCUUGUCUCCACGCAGGGCUGUCUGGGAGGAAACUGGCCACUUCUACUCAGACUGCUGCCAGCGUUCACACAGCUUUGCUCUCUACACUCAUGACCUAGAUUAUUCCAGUAUUGUUUCCAUUUCCCACCUGACCUCCAGCUUUUCAGAGCUGACUUCUUGCAGGGGCCACGUGCUUCUCUUUCCUCACUAACUGCAGGGUCUCCACCACACCUCAGUGUCCACACUUUGCUGCUACCGUCUGUACUGUCUACGUCACAGUCCCCUUAGCUUGCUCCUGGUAGUGCAUUACAGGCAAGCAUGAAAUGUAAAGUAUUUAUUUAAAUAAAAAGGAAACCUCUGAAUUGGUCAUCGAGUCACCUCCCUGUAGAUUCGUAGUCUGACAUAUUCUGACUUUCUAGUUCUUCUGCUAGAUCCAUACAAGAUCUGGUCAUCUGGUUAAGGGUUUGAAGCACACACAGCUGUGAACCCGGAUGCUAUCCUCACUGUCACGGCUGGCCACACUACAGAUGUUUGUGUCCUUACGUUUAUGACCCACAGGGUGUGCAGUAACUACCAAGAACCUGAUUUUUGUACACUGUCCACCCUCAGUAUCUCACGCUCUCUGACAGGGACAUUACUUCCUUCGUACAGACAGCUUAAAUAAAGCCCUGUGUCAAUCUGCUGCUUCUCUGUUUGUUGUUGUUGGAUAUGGCUCUGUAAUUUCAGAAAACUAAAUUUCCUUCUUUUCUGGAAUAAUGAUUAUAGCCCCAGCAGUUAUUAACCAACCAUGUAUGAAGGUGUGAUAGGAAAAGAGAUAAACUCCUCUUACAUAAAACACAUACAGGGUGUUUUUACUUAACCAAAAUUCCAAUGGCAUGCUUGUUCAAACCAGUAAAGGGCUAGGAGUGCAGUCACUGGCCACCAGCAGUAGAUUUUAAGGCACGUCUACUAGGAUGCCAGAGAAAGAGUAGGUUGCAGACCCUAAAGGUCUUAAUAAGAAAGGGUGUGGGCCCAGACUUCUCAAGGAAUGCAGCUUAUCACUAAUGUCUUCCUGAUAACACACACACUGCUCUGCACACUUCAGGCAAGUGUAUCUUUAACCCUUCAUGUCAGUUUGACUUAGACUUGAGUAAUUGAUGGCUAGAAUGUCUGAUUACAUUGUUUUGGACGCGGUGUCUUUCUGAUUUUUACCUCAUAAGCUACAAUUGUAGAACUUGGCUUUGCUCUUGUGAGUUCAACCGAGAGAGGAAUGACUUUUGGGACCAGUUAGUCAGGCAUGCAUGUAUAUUUCUCACAGCCAAAUUUGGGGACAUUCUUACAUGUGCUGUCCUCAAAAUCAACUGGGGUUGGCAGAUCCACGAGGCUGAAAUAAAGUGACCUCUACAACUCUCUAAAGGUGCUAUUUUUAGAAUAUUGUAUAAUUUAUUCCUGGUAUACAUAAAACAGAAUUGAGGACAGUUAAAACCUGUGACAGCUUUAUGUCUAGCACAUUUGAUGAAACCAGCAACUUCUGACUCAGAAGUUCUGCUGUUCUAGGCUUGCACCUUUGACACGCCCCAGAGAUGAGGAUGGCCCAUGCACCGUCAUGCUGCCACCACUCCAUGGCCUAAGCUGCAUGUUUGUGAGGGGCAGGCUGAGCAUGUGGACACCAGGCCUCAGCUGAGAGCCCUGGGCUGCUGGCAGGGAGAGGUGAGGUCUCACAUGCAGGCUUGCCCUUAGUGUUUCAGCCCUCCCUCAGACUUCAUGACCAUCUCAGCAGCCAGGCUGUAUUUCCAUCUGUCCCUUUGCUUUUGUUUUUGUUUUGUUUUGUUUUGUUUUGUUUUCAUUUGUUUUGUGGUGCUGGGGAAGGAACCCAGGGCCUCACACAUGCUGGGCAAAUGCUCUGCCACUGAGCUACACCCCAGACCUUCCAGUGUCCGUUUGUAUUCCUUUGAAGCAUUUGAGGGCUUGACUGUAUAGUAGAAAUACUAUUUUAGACUAAGAAUAUGAUCUGUGUACAGAUAUUUGAUAUACUGUUAAGUAAAUUUUCUAAUUUCACAUACAUUUGUUUUUAGGCUCCUCUCAAAUACUGCUAUUGAAGACAAAAAUAUGACACCAUCGAGCCAAAGAUGCCUUUUGGGGGGGAGGGGGAGGGGUUUGCUUUGUGUUGUUCAGAGAAUGGGAAGAAUAAUGCAGAGUGCUUCCUGAGUGCACACAGUUCAAUGGGAAACGCUGGAUGCUGGCUAAAGGUAGACAUGGGCAUGAGGGGGAAGAGACGGUGACGGCAGGAGGAGAGGUGGUCUUCAGUACACCUUGGCUGACUUCAAACAUGUGCCUUUCAGUGUGUUUUGUCAUUGCUACAAAAUGAAAAGGAAACGGAACAACUCAAGUCUUUAGAAAGGUCAUUUUAUUAACCCCUGUGCAUACUUUAGAGACAACGUGGCUUGAUGCUGUUCUGAGCACACACUCCCAACUAGCCCUAGCCAGUUGAUGCUGAAGCACUCGGUGUCUGUAGCACAGGGACAGACCAUGGCAUGAGGACCAGCCCCCCUGCAGUCCCCGGUGGUGUCUCCCUGGGGAGGUUUCGGUGCACUGUGGCACAUUAAGUACAAAUCAGAUGAAUGUAAAUAUCUCUUUGUAAAUCAUUUAUUUCACUCUGUUUCAUCCAGGUCAGCAAUCAGAUUGUGGCAUGCUGGGUAACUGGAAAAAAAUGAUAAUAAAAAGUAAGUUUAAAUAGA